Triticum aestivum (bread wheat) is the source of this 2557-nucleotide messenger RNA. RefSeq lists its product as uncharacterized. The transcript is spliced from 4 exons. Bases 246 to 725 code for a protein of 159 amino acids. The record is from RefSeq and is a predicted model, not a curated record. NCBI's taxonomy places the organism in Eukaryota, Viridiplantae, Streptophyta, Magnoliopsida, Poales, Poaceae.
GUCCGUGUGCUUUUUAGUAUUUGACCCGCAGUCCAUGGAUAAGUGAAAAACGAUUCGUUAUUAAUUAGGGUCGGGUCAACGCGGUGGCACGGCAGCGCGAUGCAGAACGGCGGCAGCGGCUGGAGCUUGCAGGGGCCGGAUCCGUGCGCGGUAGGGGCUGGGGAGGCGGAUCCGGAGGCGGGCGGCGUGGCGAGGAUCGCCGGUGACGACGAGGAAGGCCGGAGCGCGGCUUCCCGGGCGGGUUCAUGGCAUCCACGACUAUUGGGCAGAGGGGAGACAAGGAGGCGAGGGAGAGAAGAAGGGACAAAGGAAAAGCGGUGCGGAGAGAAGAAGGCCGGAGCUCGCCGGAGCCGGGCGAUGGCGGACGGGCGCGGGAGACGGAGGGAAGGCCGGAGCUCGCCGGAGCCGGGCGAUGGCGGACGGGUGCGGGAGACGGAGGGAUCCCGUGCGGGGGCUGGUUCCGACGACCACUGCUGCGUGGCCGCGGGAGGACAGCACGCGCCGUCGCGCCGGAGCCGCCCAGGAGCAACCAUGGAUGCUCCGCGUUCAAAGUGUACAAGGCCGAUUUGGAGUGGUUCCCUCGCAAGCUCCUGCUAUUCCCCACCUCUCGCGACGUUCUGCAUCUAGAUUGUUUUCUUCAGUGGCAGGAAGGUUUCCAAGGAGGUACAGAAAGCGAGGUUCAAACAAUUCAGUGCAGCAGCAGCAACACCUCCAAGGAGGACUAGGAUCUGGCUGUGCUCCACGACUAUCACAACCAAGCCGGGGAGCACCAGAGAUCACAACUUGAAAAUUUUAACUGCAAUAUUUGUUGGUCAGUGUCCUCAUCUGAAAUUGUUCGUAAGGUAGUGCUUUAUUCUGUAUAGCAUCCUUGGAAGAUUGUGUGGUGUGAUGCUUGGGUGUAGAGCCUUUUUUGUUAUUCUGUAUAGCAAAGGGAAAUAGCCUCAGGCCCUCAGUUUGGUAUAGCAAUGGGGGUGAUCCUUCGUUGGAAGAAACAUUGGUGUGAAACAGAUAGACUUACUGUUUUUUCAUACUAUACUAGCAUAGUGUUGGUUGUUAAUUUUAAGUGUAUCAGCAGUUUUUUCAGCCAAUGAAGUUAUGCUCACGACAUGGAGAACUUCAAGGACAACCUGCCUGAACAGUUUCUACCUGAUUAGUGAACUAGGCCAUUUACUAUACAAAUAGUUAUUUUGUUGCAAGUUACGCCGUUGCUUCUAAAUACUACACUUUUGGUUGUAUUUAGCAACUAAGAAUGACACAAGCAGCCGCUAAAACAUUCGAGCAAUGCCCAAGGUUAGUACAGGAAGCAUAGUUGUUUGCUUUAGUAGAAAUUAUAUUCCUUUUUUCCACUACUGUGAACAUGGACGUGAGUAGGUAAUUGCUCCUAAAAGAAACCUAAUUAAUGUAUUGUUGAACCUAAUUUUGAGAUGAUUUUUAUUCUGCCAUUGUACAGUGCACAUUAGCAUCGUCUAAAUACACAUGUCUCUGGGGUUUCUUUUUGGUGGCAAAUUGAUUCUUGCAAUCAUGGUGGAAAGGCCAGCAAUAAGGCACUCUACACUGAUGAAAUUUGCAUAAGUAUUCCUCUUUGUGAUAAGAUUUCACCAAAAGUUUCAACAUUAAGAUGUUUACUUAGUUAAAUCCUGAACUGAGGCACCCACCCAUACAUGUAUAAGCUCCAAAAAAUAAAACAAUUUGCAAAGAAUUUUUCAGCUUUCGGGCUAUAAGCGUUAGACAUUUUCAUAAGAAAUGCUGAAUGUUAGUAUCAAUUGAAUCAAUUUGACCUUACACGCAGUGCAGGUAUUGUUAAAUCUGUAGUUGUAAUUUAUUCACCUGUAACUUGAUUUUCUUUUCACUUCUCUUUUUAUAAAUUCAUGUAGUCGGCUAUAAUAAUGAUAUUUUUUUCUUUUGAGAGAGAAAUUGUGUGUCUGCUCUGGUUUUAGUUUUAACGUCAGCUCGUUACAAUCCGUAACUACUUGUAGACUACUUCAUCCGGAUGGGUUUGCAACUUUAUGUACAGACUGCUUCAACACUUCUAUUUUCUAUAGGACUUGGAUUAAUAAUCUCCAACAAUAUGGUCAUGCUUCUUAUAUUUACUUUCAGUUCUAAAUACAUUUAUGUUUUUCUCUAUGUUGUACUACUAAACUAUGUGUGCUAAAGUAAACAUAAAAAUAUGACGGGGUGGUGGUUUCAGCCAUAGAAAGAAUUGAUUUGGAGAACAAAGGGAAUUUUCGGCGGACGAAGAACUCGCUCGAGAUGCUCCAGUGAUGAUUUUAUAUAGCGUUUUAUCUAAACCUGGGUUCCUUCUUUCAGACUGGGCGGUGCCCUAUGAUGUGAAGCCGGUGUAAUAACUUUUUCAUUUGGCAUCGGUGGUGAUGUGACAACCUUUUAGACAAGUUGGCACCUGUAACACAGUGGAAGACCUCAUACGAGCUGGUUGCCUUCCUGGUAGUUGUUGCGGGUUUUGAAUUAAGUGUACAACUAUGUUUAAAACGCCAUGAUCAGAAGCUGUGGUGGGUGUACAGAUUGACUCUUAUUACAUGACUAUUCCUAAGAUUGAUUC